Messenger RNA from Camelus dromedarius (Arabian camel), 2330 nucleotides. RefSeq names its product dynein axonemal assembly factor 3 (gene DNAAF3). Bases 64 to 1488 code for a protein of 474 amino acids. The transcript has 12 exons. The record is from RefSeq and is a predicted model, not a curated record. Lineage: Eukaryota; Metazoa; Chordata; Mammalia; Artiodactyla; Camelidae. Gene Ontology annotation, biological process: axonemal dynein complex assembly; motile cilium assembly.
AGCAGCGCAGCUCCGAGCAAGGAGGGAGGGGGCCUCUCGGGUUAUCUGGAAGGAUAAAGGGCGAUGACCACACCGGCAGGCUCGGGCUCGGGCUUCGGCUCUGUGUCCUGGUGGGGCCUGUCCCCGGCGGUGGACCUGCAGGCUGAGAGUCCUCCUGUGGACCCAGACUUGCAGGCUGAUACAGAGCACGGGACACCGGACCUAAGUGUGCUGCUAUUGGGCUCCACGGAUGGGCGGCACCUGCUGCGGACCCUGGCCCGGGCUGCUCUCUGGCCCCAAAGGAGGUUCCAAUUUUAUGUGCUGGAGAAUAAUCUGGAGGCUGUAGCCCGACACAUGCUGAUCUUCAGUCUAGCCCUGGAGGAUCCUGAGAAGAUGGGGCUGCAAGAGAAGAGCGAGACCUUCCUGGAGAUGUGGGGGAACGCACUGCUGCGCCCCCCAGUGGCCGCCUUCGUUCGCGCCCAGGCGGAUCGCCUGGCUCACCUGGUCCCGGAGCCCGACCGCCUGGCGGAGCAGUUGCCCUGGCUCAACCUGGGCGCCCUAAAGUUCCGCGAGCGCGACGCGCUGGAGGCGGUGUUCCGCUUCUGGGCCGGCGGGGAGAAGGGGCCCGAAGCCUUCCCCAUGAGUCGCCUGUGGGACUCGAGGCUGCGCCACUACCUGGGCUCCCGUUACGACGCGCGGCGCGGUGUCAGCGAUUGGGACCUGCACAUGAAGCUGCACGAUCGCGGGGCCCGAGUCAUCCACACCCGUGAGUUUCGGCGCUGGAGGGACACAGGUGUCGCCUUUGAACUCAGAGACUCCAGUGCAUAUCAUGUGCCCAACCGGACCCUGGCAUCCGGUCGCCUCCUGAGCCAUCGUGGGGAGCGCAUUGCAGCGCGCGGGUACUGGGGGGACAUCGCCACGGGGCCCUUUGUGGCCUUCGGCAUCGAAGCGGACGACGAAAGCCUCCUGCGGACCAGCAACGGGCAGCCAGUCAAGACUGCGGGCGAGAUCACACUGCACAACGUGACGGAGGUGUUCCGAGAGAUCACCGCCUGGUGGCGCCCGAGAGCCGCCCAGGGAGACCCAGAGCAGGUGCGAGGCGACGGGGACGGAAGCCCGGAGCCUGCAGGCCCUGCCCUGGAAUCCUUCACUGUCCACUUCCUGUCCCUCGGUUCUGCCCAGACCCUCCACCACAAGAGCUGCUACAAGGGACGGUUCCAGCUUCUCUACGUGGCCUGUGGGAUGGUCCAUCUUCUCAGCCCUGAGCUCGGAGCCUGUGUGGCCCCCAGAGGACGCCUGAUUGUGGAAUUAGCCCAAUACCUGGUGGACCUGCGGCAGGAGCAGCUGCAGGGGUUCUCCACCAAGGUCGGGGAGCUAGCACAGACGGCUGGAUUCGCCCCGCACCCUGGGGCCAAGCCCUCGGAAACCUUGGCGCGCUUCUACAAGGCGGGAGACUCUGGUUCAGGCUGCAUGGACCUAACUGUGGAGCCUGGGACUCCACCUCCUUAAGUCCUGGUCCCGCCCCUUGGGGCAACCAACCCGCCCUCUGAGGACCUGACCCAGCCCCUCGAAGGCCGGGUCCCACCCUCGGAAACCCUCAACCUGCCCUCAGAGUCUCAGGCUUCAUCCUCAGAGGCUUUGGCUCCACCUACAAGGAGUCAGCUCCACAUUUCUAAUCUCUAAAGUCAGAUUCUAGAAUUAGAACCCGCCUCUAGAAUAUGCAACUUCACUUUCAACAUUCUCACUCAGCCCCAGAGGUGUCGCCAGAAUUUCAGGCUCCAUCCUUGGGAUUCUAUAUUUUAUCCUUAGAAUUCUAGAUUGUUCUCCGAGUUCUACAUUCCACUCCUGAGACUAAACGCAGGCUGGAGGUCCCCUAGGGCUUGGGCCUUUUGCUUGUCCCCUUGUCGCCAGGUAUCCCAUUCCUAACCAGGGGCUAGGAGUGUCUCCUUUUGCGGGGCUGGUCAAGUAAAGAGAGUCCUCUUCUCCUUGUGUCCGUGUGUCUUUCCUGCCUUCAGUCUGUCUCCAGGGGAGGGGCAGGAGUGGUCAAGAAAGGAGACCAGAGACCAGAUUUCUGGGUUUCCAAAUGGACUAGGGGUGAAUUUCUCUGUGCUGCCUGCUGAGAACAUAGGCACCCCACACCUAGAUCCUCAUAAAUCAGAAAAAUUUAUCGAUUGGCUAACAGGUUUGGGGCACUGAAACUGACCAAAGUUGGUGAGAAAGACAAAGUUCCAGCCCUCAUGGAGAUUGCAGUUUAGUGAGGGGGUGGGACCUAGACCCCUGGGUCUGAUGUUGAAGGGGACUGGAGGCCCAGAAUCCUGGGUCUGAGGGAUGAGGGGCUGGGGAUCCGGACU